AUGACAUCAGAUCAUGAUGGUCGCAUGGAUGCCGAAGGCGUAUAUAACGCUAGCCAGGACGAAGUUACACAUGUACGUGAUACAGUGGAGAUCUCUCAGGAGUGUGAUUCGGUGGAUGUCGAACACAGAGAAGCGACGAUCAAGCGUAAGCGGACGCUAUGGAGUAGUCAACCUCUAUCAAAGGAUGAUGACCGAGAGACUGCAAAACGUUUUAAGCUUGAUAUUCAUUUGAUGCCCGUGCGGGAUAUACCGCAGAUUAUUACCUCUGCCUCACCGCCAGCAGCGAACAACAUUUCGCUAGCUCUCGAUGAUCAUUGCGCACUCAGCAAAAGCAUCCCAGUGGAUAGCACAGCAUUUUCAUGUUCAAUUAUCCAUGAAUAUCCUGUUGACAACGAAUGUAGUGCUUCCUCUGACCCCAGUAAUACGGAGUCGGUUGUCACAGAUCCCGUUGAAGAUAUGGAUAUGAUGACGGGGGGUUCCCCAGCGUAUGGAACACUGUCCGAGGUUACUGGAGAUUCCUUCAAUCGCGAGCGUGAAGACGCUAAUGGGUCAGAGGAUGAUCGUGAAACAGGUGGUUCUAUCGUCGAGGUCACAGCUGCGGACACACAAGGAAGUGUCAGCAACAAUGGUACCAGCGAUUCUUCAGCACGCAGCGUCAGUCCUGCCGUGGCCAAGACAACGUUUGUCAACCUAUCCGGAGAGCAUGUACCUCCGGCGAUCCCUGCAUGGAUCAAUGCCCUUAAAAUGGUGGAUAGGUCGCCUUCUCGCAUCCGGGUACCACCUGGAGUUGGUACAGGAUUUCGGUGGCCCGAUCCCGCUCUUUUUACUCACACAGAGAGCAACACGCAACUGGCUAGGUACCUACUGCAUUAUUUAAGCUGUCGGUCUUGGUUGGGGCUCGUAAAUCGUAGGGCACUCUUCCGUUCUAUAUACUGGAAGGAUUUACUGGAAGGCUUGUCGGUGGAGAAGCAGUUGAAGAGAUCGCCCCCGAAUUCCAGGAUCUAUUCCAUAUUGAACCGUGGGCAUGGUAUAGAUGAAGGAGAGGCGAGAGUGAUACGCGAGCAAGCUUUGGAUGCGUUCGAGGCCGACGCACAGGAAACCGAGGAUGUGUUUAAGUGGGUGGAUGUCCAGUUUAAUGGCCGUUUGGCUAUGACCUUCGAGUUCCGUGGGCUCGCGUUUCAACUGAAAGACCUACUCAAAUUUCCCUCGUUCGUCAUAUCUCAAAUCAUAUGGGAACUGUGCGAACACAACUUCGCCGAUGACGUGUUGUGGCUGGAUGUAUUGUUUAGGCGGGGUCGUGAUUCUACCGACACCUAUGGUCCAGAACGCAGCAUGGAAGUUUACAGCCUCUGUGGUAAGCAGGAGUCUAACACUCCAAUGCCGCUGGUUCGAAGUUCCUUUGGGUCACAAAGAUGGAGAGAGCGGGUGACAUAUGUGGAAGCUUUCCGGCAGCUCAUGUCGACAUGGUCUCAGUUCCCUGACCACCUCAAGACGCCAGUUCCAACAUAG
Molecule: messenger RNA, 1509 nt
Organism: Suillus bovinus
Lineage: Eukaryota; Fungi; Basidiomycota; Agaricomycetes; Boletales; Suillaceae
Exons: 3
Coding region: 1-1509 (502 amino acids)
Source: RefSeq, a predicted model, not a curated record